AUUGGUGGCGGAUGACGUAGAAGCUAGUAUCUUUGCUGCGACUGUCUGCUGCCACUAGCAAGGUCGCUAUCGAUCUAGCUAGCUAGCUUCGUAGUAAAUAUGUCUGAUAUAGAAGAUGACUUCAUGUGCGAUGAUGAAGAGGAUUAUGAUCUGGUAAACUCCUCAGAAGAAUACUCAGAGGACAGCAACUCUGAGCCCAAUGUUGAUUUGGAGAAUCAGUACUACAAUUCAAAGGCCCUAAAGGAGGAUGACCCCAAAGCAGCUCUCAGUAGCUUCCAGAAGGUCUUGGAGCUGGAGGGUGAGAAAGGAGAAUGGGGGUUCAAAGCCUUGAAACAGAUGAUUAAGAUUAACUUUAAACUGACAAAUUUCCCUGAAAUGAUGAACAGGUACAAGCAGCUGUUAACAUACAUCCGGAGUGCAGUAACACGAAACUACUCUGAGAAAUCCAUCAACUCCAUCCUUGACUAUAUCUCAACGUCAAAGCAGAUGGACUUGUUGCAAGAGUUUUAUGAAACAACGUUGGAUGCAUUAAAGGAUGCCAAAAAUGACAGGCUUUGGUUUAAAACCAACACUAAGCUUGGGAAGUUGUACCUGGAGAGAGAAGAGUACGGUAAGCUUCAGAAGAUCCUGAGGCAGCUGCACCAGUCCUGUCAGGUGAAGAAACACUCCUCAUCAAUGCAAUCAGAGGUUUUCACAGAGGUCUUUACAGAGACGGAUGACGGUGAGGAUGACCUGAAGAAAGGCACCCAGCUCUUAGAGAUCUAUGCUCUGGAGAUCCAGAUGUACACGGCCCAGAAGAACAACAAGAAGCUGAAGACUCUAUACGAACAGUCUCUACACAUCAAGUCCGCCAUCCCUCACCCACUCAUCAUGGGAGUCAUCAGAGAGUGUGGAGGGAAAAUGCAUUUGCGAGAAGGGGAGUUUGAGAAGGCUCACACAGACUUCUUCGAGGCGUUUAAGAACUACGAUGAAUCAGGAAGUCCUCGACGCACCACCUGUCUGAAGUACCUGGUGCUGGCCAACAUGCUGAUGAAGUCUGGAAUCAACCCCUUCGACUCCCAGGAGGCCAAACCCUAUAAAAAUGAUCCAGACAUCCUUGCAAUGACAAACUUGGUCAGUUCCUACCAGAACAACGACAUCACAGAGUUUGAGAAGAUCCUGAAGACCAAUCACAGUAACAUAAUGGAUGAUCCAUUCAUAAGGGAACAUAUAGAAGAGUUAUUACGAAACAUAAGAACACAAGUGCUCAUCAAAUUAAUCAAGCCUUACACGAGAAUACACAUACCUUUUAUUUCAAAGGAAUUGAACAUUGACGUCUGCGAUGUGGAAAGCCUUCUAGUUCAGUGCAUUCUAGACGGCACGAUCAACGGCCGUAUCGACCAAGUCAACCAACUGUUGGAGCUGGUUCACCAGAAGAGGAACGGAGCCCAAUACAUGGCUUUAGAUAAAUGGACUAAUCAGCUGAACACUCUCAACCAGGCCAUCGUCAGCAAACUGGCCUAAUCAGAGUAGUGUAACCCGAAAAGUUACUAAUUCGAUGUUGCGGGCGUGGGGGGGUAAUUUCAACAUGAGGAGCGAGUUAACCCAAUUCAUCUCAUUUACAGUAGCAGUAGACUACAUUCUCAAGAUGGCAAUAACAGAUUGAUGAUCUCCCACAGCUUCCAAUAUCAAACGUACAGUCACUUCUUGUUAUGUGACUGAUAAUUUAAGGUAGAAGUCAGAGGUGCCAGUUGCCCAGCUUGUGUUUCUCUGCCUAGGGCCAGUUUACCGGGCACAGAUCAAUAGUCCUGGACUAAGAAUAUGCUCAAUGAGUGUUUUUUUUUUCUGGAGUCGGACUAGGCUUAAUCUGUGUCCAGGAAACCAGUCCAUAGUGUCCCAAAACCAGUAGACUUCAUUACCAUUAAAACACUAAACUGGCCAUUCAUUGUACAGAGAGAAGACUGUAAAAUCCCCCUUAUGUACAUUUCCUAUAGUGAAACAUGUUUGCUCUACCACUGUAUUGCCCCCUUCUAGGGAAAUGUGAAUACCCAAAUGUAUUGAAGCAUUAAUAAUGUUGAGCAGUCAAAAUCAGCAUGACCGUUUCAUGUCAAAAUCAGCAUGACCGUUUCUGCAAAAUGUCCAGUGCUCCCUGUACAGUCUUUCAUAAAUGGAGCACCAGAUUUCAUAUGGUACAUUGUUGUGACACUGUUAGACACAUUUUAGCUUUUGUUUUGUUACUGAAAUAAAAGGUAAUUGUUG
Molecule: messenger RNA, 2238 nt
Organism: Coregonus clupeaformis (lake whitefish)
Lineage: Eukaryota; Metazoa; Chordata; Actinopteri; Salmoniformes; Salmonidae
Product: COP9 signalosome complex subunit 2
Exons: 13
Coding region: 100-1503 (467 amino acids)
Biological process (GO): protein deneddylation
Cellular component (GO): COP9 signalosome
Molecular function (GO): protein binding
Source: RefSeq, a predicted model, not a curated record